CAGAUUGUGUCAGAAGCAGGAUCUGAAGUGGAGCUUCCAGUAUCCCCAGGAGCACUGAGUAAACACGGAAGGUACCUACAGGAUACACUUGUGUCCAUUGAUCUCUCAGAGCUGCUGAGAAUCAAAGAGUUUUUUCUUGGAGGGCUCAAGGACUGAAGCAUCCCACAAAAUGAUUCUACUGGAUAAUUCCGAGCAGCUGCUGGCCCUAUUCGAAUCUUUAGCAAGGAGCAUUCCUGAGUCCCUGAAGGUGUACGGCUCUGUGUAUCACAUCAAUCACGGGAACCCUUUCAACAUGGAGGUGCUGGUGGACUCCUGGCCUGAGUAUCAGAUGGUUAUUACCCGGCCUCAAAAACAGGAGAUGACUGAUGACAUGGAUUCAUACACAAAUGUAUAUCGUAUAUUCUCCAAAGACCCUCAAAAAUCACAAGAAGUUUUGAAAAAUUGUGAGAUCAUCAACUGGAAACAGAGACUCCAAAUCCAAGGUCUUCAAGAAAGUUUAGGUGAGGGGAUAAGAGCAGCUGCAUUUUCAAAGUCAGUGAAGGUAGAGCAUUCGACAGCAGUCCUCUUGGUUACGGAAGAUAUUCUGAAGCUCAAUGCCUCCAAUGAAAGCAAGUUUCGAAGCUGGGCUGAGACAGGCCACCCAGAUGAUGACUUUGAAAGGGAAAUUCCCAACUUUAAGUAUGGCCAACUGGAUGUGUCUUAUUCCGGGUUGGUAAAUGACAACUGGGAGCGAGGGAAGAAUGAGAGGAGCCUGCGCUACAUCAAGCGCUGUAUAGGAGCCCUGCCAGCAGCCUGUAUGCUGGGACCAGAGGGGGCCCCAGUCGCAUGGAUAACCAUGGACCCUUCUUGUGAAGUAGGAAUGGCCUACAGCGUGGAAAAAUACCGAAAGACAGGCAAAAUGGCACAGGUGAUGGUGCGAUACAAGAAGUAUCUGCUUCAGAAGAAUAUUCCAUUUUACAUCUCUGUGCUGGAAGAAAAUGAACGCUCCCGCAGCUCUGUGAAGGCGGCGGGUUUCUUUGAGGCCUCCUGUGAGUGGCACCAAUGGACCUGCUACCCACAGAAUCUAGCUCCAUUUUAG
Molecule: messenger RNA, 1078 nt
Organism: Mandrillus leucophaeus (drill)
Lineage: Eukaryota; Metazoa; Chordata; Mammalia; Primates; Cercopithecidae
Product: glycine N-acyltransferase-like protein 1
Exons: 6
Coding region: 170-1078 (302 amino acids)
Biological process (GO): L-glutamine metabolic process
Cellular component (GO): mitochondrion
Molecular function (GO): L-glutamine N-acyltransferase activity; glycine N-acyltransferase activity
Source: RefSeq, a predicted model, not a curated record